Molecule: messenger RNA, 2471 nt
Organism: Thlaspi arvense
Lineage: Eukaryota; Viridiplantae; Streptophyta; Magnoliopsida; Brassicales; Brassicaceae
Source: the annotation of a GenBank genome assembly
AUUCAUAUACUUUGUCAGUACACAAUAUAUAUACGUCACAACGUGCAUUCAUAACUGCAAGAAAAAAAAGCUCCUCCAAUGGCGGGUCUAAAGUCUUCUUCCCCUCCACUUUGCGAAAGGAUCUCACACAAAAGCUAUUUCUUAAGAGCUGUGGAUCUCACAAUUCUUGGUCUUCUCUUUUCUCUACUCUUGUACCGAGUCCUACAUAGGAGCCCAAACGAGAACGUUUGGCUCGUUGCUUUGAUCUGUGAAUCUUUGUUCUCAUUAACGUGGCUGACUUGUACAUGCAUAAAAUGGAGUCCGGCUGAAGAUAAAGCCUAUCCAAAUAGACUUGACGAAAGGAUUCAAAACCUUCCUUCAGUAGAUAUUUUUGUGCCCACGGCGGAUCCUGUUAAGGAGCCGCCCAUUAUGGUUGUGAACACUGUGCUUUCGCUGUUAGCUUUGAAUUAUCCGGCGAAUAAAUUAGCGUGUUAUGUUUCGGACGAUGGAUGCUCGCCUCUUACAUAUUUUACUCUGAAAGAAGCUUCUAGGUUUGCCAAGAUUUGGGUUCCAUUCUGCAAAAAAUACAACGUUGGAGUUAGAGCUCCUUUUAGAUAUUUCUUAAAUCCUUUCGAUGCAGUAAACGAUUCAGAAUUCAGUAAAGACUGGGAAAUGACAAAGAGAGAGUACGAGAAGUUAUGCCGGAAAGUAGAAGAUGCCUCCGGAAAUUCCCAUUGUUUGGAUGCAGACAACGAUUUUAAGGCUUUUUCAAACAGAAAACCAAAUGAUCAUUCAACUAUAGUUAAGGUGGUAUGGGAGAACAAGGGAGGUGUGGGAGACGAGAGAGAAGUCCCUCAUCUUGUAUACAUUUCAAGAGAGAAAAGACCAAAUUACUUCCAUCAUUACAAAUCUGGAGCUAUGAACUUUCUGAUAAGAGUAUCAGGAUUAAUGACAAAUGCACCAUACAUGUUGAACGUAGACUGCGACAUGCAUGUCAAUGAUCCAGAUGUGGUGCGACAAGCAUUGUGUAUGUUUUUACAAAAGUCAAAGAAUUCAAGCCAUUGUGCUUUUGUUCAAUACCCUCAAGAGUUCUAUGAUUCUAUCACCGACGAAUUCACCGUCUUACAAUCCAUUAUGGGACGAGGAGUUGCGGGAAUCCAAGGACCGAUAUAUGUGGGCACAGGAUGCUUUCACACUAGAAGAGUUAUGUAUGGUUUAUCUCCGGGCGAUUUAGAAGAUGACGGAAGUCUAUCUUUGGUUGCUAGAAGGGAAUUUUUGGAUGAGGAUAGUUUAGAAAGAAAAUAUGGGAGUUCUAAAGAGAUGGUAAAAUCGAUGGUGGAUGCAUUACAAAGAAAAUCAAAUCCUCAAAAUACCAUUACAAACUCCAUAGAAGCGGCUCAUGAAGUGGGGCAUUGUCACUACGAGUUCCAAACCAAUUGGGGCGAAACUGUCGGCUAUUUAUAUGGUUCUGUGUCAGAAGAUAUCAUUACAAGUAUUGGAAUCCAUUCGAGAGGAUGGACUAGCUCAUACAUUUGUCCUGAUCAACCUGCGUUUCUUGGAUCUACGCCGUCGGUAGGAUUGGAGACGAUAGUCCAGCAGCGGCGGUGGGGCACGGCAGGGAUCGAAGUCCUUUUUACUAGACAUAGUCCAUUGGCCGGAAUGUUUCGUCGGAAAAUAAGAUUCCGACAGCGAAUAGGUUACUUUUGGGUUCUCAUGUCCCUAAGGUCAAUCCCCGAGCUUUUCUAUUGUUUCUUGCCUGCUUAUUGCCUACUCCACAGCUCUACCAUAUUUCCAAAGGGACCUUGUCUAGGCAUAAUAGUCACGCUUGUGGGGAUGCAUUGCAUCUACAGUCUAUGGCAAUUUAAAUACCUUGGUUUUUCAGUAAAAUCGUGGUUUGUCGCCCAAUCACAUUGGAGAAUUAUUGCCACAAGUGGUUGGUUAUUUAGCAUCUAUGAUAUCAUAUUCAAGCUUCUUGGAAUCUCAAAAGUCGAGCACAGAAUCGCUAAAAAGACUAUACCUGAGACCACGUCAGUAUCUGGAUAUGAACCAUCUCAAAAAGAAAAUGACAGUGAAAGCUCAGACGUUGGUAAAUUUGAAUUUGAUAGCUCGUGUCAUUUUGUUCCUGGAACAGUUAUUAUGUUGGUGAAUCUGGCUGGUUUAGUUUGGUAUCUAAUGGGUCUACAACGGUCGAGUUGUAGUCAUGAAGGAGGUGGUUCGGGUGUGGGAGAGACUUGUGGAUGUAUUUUGGUGCUUAUGUUGUUCUAUCCCUUUCUAAAGGGUUUGUUUGAGAAGGGAAAAUAUGGCAUUCCCUUGUCUACUCUCUCUAAAGCUGCCUUUUUAGCAUUGUUUUUUGUUGGUUUCUCUGUGAGAAAUUAGUAUAUUCCAUGUGAUGAGUUUGUUAUCAUAAUAAGCUAACUUUAUCAAGACAUUGUCUUAAUUGUUAACGAUAUUCUCAUUGUUCCAUUUACCAACUGUUAACAAUGACAUUGUCU